This is a messenger RNA of Echinococcus granulosus, 1887 nucleotides long. RefSeq names its product Sedoheptulokinase. The transcript has 7 exons. Lineage: Eukaryota; Metazoa; Platyhelminthes; Cestoda; Cyclophyllidea; Taeniidae. Gene Ontology annotation, molecular function: sedoheptulokinase activity. The record is from RefSeq and is a predicted model, not a curated record. Gene Ontology annotation, cellular component: cytosol. The coding region runs from base 1 to 1887 and encodes 628 amino acids.
AUGGAAACCGAGGUCCCCUUAAUCCUUGGGAUUGACCUUGGUACCUCAAGCAUUAAGGUCGCUCUUGUUACACAAGGCUCAAACCCUCGCGUUGAAACCAGUUUGUCAAGGGACACCGGACUAGUUUCAGGACCCAGUUUGAGCAAUUUCAAAAUAUUCUACCUUCCUAACGAGCACACCCAGGACGUUGGAAAGAUAUUCCAAUGCCUUCACAUUCUCCUCUCCUCGAUACCGCCUCAGUUAAUGACCCGUGUAACAGCUAUCACUGUGACCGGCCAGAUGCAUGGAGUCAUGGGAUGGCUAGGAAACAACCUUGCAAUUGUGGACAAAUCAAAAAAUGAGAAGAAAAAGCUCGAUGUAAAUGUGAGUGGAGGAGGGUGUGGAAAAUUAGUCACAUGGAUGGAUCGUCGAUGCAGUAAGGAAUUUCUUGAUUCUCUUCCAAACCCCACGAGGAGUGAAAAGCCGUCUACUGGUUUUGGCUGUGCCACAAUUCUCUGGCAUUUCAAGAAUCAACCAGACGAGUUUGCAAUGACCCCAAUAAACGUGGAACAGGAGCGGGACAUCUUCGAAAAGACGGCAGUUUUGCGCAAAACUUCCGUAGGAUCACCCACUCAGCGACCAGCGAUUACUGACAAUAUGGACACCUGCAAUUCCUUCGCAUCGCAAAGUAAAUCAAGAUCGGUUUCACAAAGCCCUUUGCCUUCCCUUCUCCGACCAAUACAGCACACCCCAUGGACUUGUAUUGGAACCGUGGCGGAUUUCCUUGUAGCCUGUCUCGCCUCCCUUCAGCGACCUGUCAUGUCUCCUCAAAUGGCCAUGUCCUGGGGCUACUUUGAUGUAGAAAACAAUUCCUGGGAUUUUCAUGCCCUCAACGCCUCGGGCUUCACACUGACACACCUGCUACCCGAAAUUGUGCCCUGCGGAACGGAGGUUGGAAAGCUUGCCUUCGAUUGGGAGGGUGUGCCUGCCGGAGCUAGCGUUUUUGUGGCACUGGGGGAUCUUCAGUGCUCCGUCUAUCCCUUUCUUGAACACCAGAGGACGUUAAACGGUAUAGGUGCCUGCAAUAUCAGUACAUCAGCCCAGAUAGCCUUCAAGUUGCCGGCCGGUUUGGAAAUUAACGGCCAAACCUCCUCGCAUUCCUCCUCCACUGAUGUGUGUAACAGAGACAGUGAGGGUGUCUUCGAGCGUCUGUUGAAAUCCAAGCGAAUUUCCGUGUGGCCAUUCUUCCAUCCCAAUGAGCGAAUUGUCGUAGCCGCGAGUCUAAAUGGUGGCAAUGUGAUCGAGAGAUUCAUCAAAAUGCUGCGUGUUUGGUGUCGACAGUUGGGCUGCCCUGCCAUCGAGACGGCACAGGAGAAAUCCGAUCAACCGAUUUGGGAUGCGAUCUGGUACAAACGGCUGAAGCUGGAUUCAGGUAGGAAAGUCUGGAUGUCGCAUAUAUACGAAAAACUCUCUCACGCAGCAAGUGGCCAAAUAGAACACAAAGAUUCACCCAUAGCGGCCAUGAUGUCAGCGUCGGAGAUUAAUGUGGAUCCACGUCUAUUUGGGGAGCGCUACUGUGAGGCUGUUGGGGUGAAGGACUACGAGCCGGUGGAGCCAGGCGCCAGCGUGACCAACAUACACCCUGACGAUGUUUUCAGUCUGCCCGCCAUCUAUGCUGCCGUCUGUCGUGGUGUUGUACGCAAUCUCGUCAGCAUGGCUCCUCCCGAGUUGCUAGUCUGGGCAAACGUUAAGCAGCUCUACUGCAUGGGUGGUGCCUUGAAACGAAAUCCACUGCUCUUGCAUCAACUCAAAUCUGAGUAUUCUCUUGCCAAUGUGACCUGCGUGUCCGAGGACAACGUCGUUGAGGCCUGUGUUGGAGCCGCUCUCUUUACAGCCACUAUUGUUUGA